AUGGAGCAAGUGUUUUACUUGAAAGAGAGAGAGGUUGUAGAGAAUAGUGAGAAUGUGGUGGGGGGGGGGGGGGGUGAUGACGCGGUGGGGGGGUGGGGAGAGGGGGGGGUGAGUGUAGGUGAGGGUGUGUGGGUGUGGGUGGGGGGAUUGGGGUGUGGGAUGAUGUGGGUAUGGGGGUACUGGGGGGUUGAUGGGGGUGAAGUUAGGGGGGGGAUGGUAUGGGGGUGUGGGGGGGGUGGGGGGGGGGGGGGGGUGUGUUGGUGGGGGGGUGGUGAGGGGGGGGUUGGUGGAUGGUUUUGGGUUGGGGUUGGGGGGGAUGAGGGGGGGGGUGGGGGAGUGGUGUUUGGUUUAGUGGGGGGUUGUGGGGAGGGGGGGGGUGGAGAUAUGGGGGAGGGGUGA
This is a messenger RNA of Knipowitschia caucasica, 399 nucleotides long. Lineage: Eukaryota; Metazoa; Chordata; Actinopteri; Gobiiformes; Gobiidae. The record is from the annotation of a GenBank genome assembly.